CUCUGCAAUUCCAGCUUUACGUUUUUCUUCUUCUGAAUUUCCCGUUGCGGCUCUUAGCGUUUCAAUAAUCCGGUUCAGUUUGAAAAAAAAUUUCAAUGGAGAUAAACAAUGGCGUGGAAGAUGAGGAGUUGGAGGAGGAGGAGGAGUUCGGAUUCUCGAGAAACUAUUUCCUCGCAAAAGAAUUGGGCGGCUCGGGGAAGAAAUCAACGCGCAAGCUCUCAGACAUUGGUCUCGUUGACGAACAGGAGCUGAGAGCAGCAGCAUCUAAUAUUGAACCCAAGCAUGAGAAAGAGAUUGUGGCUUUGAUGAACAGCUACAAGAGUAUGUACCCCAAAUGGGUUUUCGAGUUAAGGUGUGGUUUUGGGCUUCUAAUGUAUGGAUUUGGAUCUAAAAAAUCCUUGAUUGAAGAUUUUGCAUCAACAGCAUUGACUGAGUAUUCUGUAGUAGUAAUCAAUGGCUACCUUCAGACAAUUAAUGUAAAACAGGUUGUGAUAUCCUUGGCUGAAUUGCUAGCGGAUCAAUUGAGAACCAAAAGAGCAAAUACUUCUGGAAACUUGUCCAAACAGCCAUUUAAUUCUCGAUCCAUGGAUGAUCUUCUAGCAUUUCUGAAUGGCUCACAAACAGAGGACAAGGAUUGUUUCAUAUGUAUUGUUGUCCACAAUAUUGAUGGGCCCGGGUUAAGAGACCCUGAAACUCAACAGUAUCUUUCACAAAUAGCUGCAUGUUCCUGUAUUCGUAUCAUUGCUUCAAUCGACCAUGUGAAUUCAGCUCUUUUGUGGGACAAGAAGAUGGUUCACACUCAAUUCAACUGGUGCUGGUAUCAUGUUCCUACCUUUGCUCCAUACAGGAUUGAAGGAAUGUUCUUUCCUAUGAUUCUCGCACAUGGCAGUACCGCUCAAACUGCCAAAACAGCUGCCAUAGUUUUACAGAGUUUGACGCCCAAUGCCCAGAGUGUUUUCAGAGGACUUGCAGAACACCAACUGUCUCAUCCUGAUGAAGAAGGCAUGCCAAUCAACGAUUUAUACGCAAUUUGUCGGGAGCGCUUCCUCGUCAGUAGCCAGGUUACACUAAACUCCCAUCUGACAGAAUUCAAAGAUCAUGAGCUGGUGAAGACCAGAAGGCAUUCGGAUGGCCAGGAUUGUUUGUACAUUCCUCUCACAGCUGAGGCACUUAAAAAACUAUUAGCUGAGAUUAGUCAGUAAGAUUGAUCUCGAUGAUAAGCUUUUGGCUGGGAAGGAAUAGUCUGAAUUCUUUUUGUUGCGGCGCACUGUUACAGUUUUUGCAUGCUUGCUUGAGUGCCCACCAUUGCGUCAUC
Messenger RNA from Carya illinoinensis, 1315 nucleotides. Its product is annotated as origin of replication complex subunit 2. Gene Ontology annotation, molecular function: DNA replication origin binding. Lineage: Eukaryota; Viridiplantae; Streptophyta; Magnoliopsida; Fagales; Juglandaceae. Bases 96 to 1202 code for a protein of 368 amino acids. Gene Ontology annotation, biological process: DNA replication. Gene Ontology annotation, cellular component: nucleus; nuclear origin of replication recognition complex. The transcript is spliced from 6 exons. The record is from RefSeq and is a predicted model, not a curated record.